GUUAGGUCACCAGGAGCCCUAAUUUCCCUGGGCAGGAUCCAUGGCGCCAUGGCAGCUGCCGCUGCUACCGAUCCUCUCGAUGCUGCUGCUCCUGGCAGCGCGAUCUGCGAGCUCGCGGCCUCUGGAGGAGCAGGAGGAGGCGGAUGCCGCGGUGGAGCUCACCAAGAACAGCUUCAAUCAAACGCUCUGGGCGGCUCCGGCCACUUUCGCGCUCGUUGAGUUCUACGCUCACUGGUGCCCGGUGUGUAGGAUUUAUAAGCCUCAAUACAGCAAAGUCGCGAAGCUCUUCAAUGGAAGAACUGCUGUUCAUCCCGGAGAGGUUUUCAUGGGCAAGGUCGACUGCGCAGAGGAUGCCAACACUCCCAUUUGCAGGAGAUUUCAAGUGGAUCACUAUCCUUCUCUGUACUGGGGUCAUCCCGGAAAGCUUGCCUGGGAGAGCUUCGACCCAAAGGAUUCGAAGGCUAGCAAUGGAAUAGAGCUGAUACCAAAAACUCCAAGAACAGCCGAGGCGUUACUAGCUUGGAUCAACGAGCGCAUUGGAAAAUCUUAUACGCUGAAUGACGAAGCUCGGGAAACUACACGUGCGAGUAUAGUCGAGCAGAUCCAGGUAGCAAAGCCGAUGAUGUCCCUCUACGAUAUUGAGGAGUCGACAGCGCUUUCAUACAAGUUUAUCUUACAAAGCGAAAUGCUGAAUGCAAAAACUCGUGCAUCUUUUUUACAUUUUUUGCAGCUUCUUGCCGUCCACCAUCCGUCAAAAAGGUGUCGUGAGGGGAGUGCAAACAUUCUAGUCCAUUUUGAAGACAUUUGGCUUGCUGGCGAAAAUGCAAAGCCAAAUGGCGACUUGCUAAUGCGUUUACAGAUUUGUGGCGAAAGAACAAGCACCGAUGAGUGGAUAACAUGCCGUGGGAGCAAAAACUAUACUCGCGGCUACAGCUGUGGACUCUGGCUUUUGUUUCAUGCAUUGUCUGUCCGUGUAGAAGAUUCGGAGAGCAAAACAGCCAUACAAACUAUUCGUGAUUUUAUAGCAAGUUUUUUCAACUGUGAAGAUUGUCGCGACCAUUUCUUGACGAUGAGCACGAGUGCUGCCGAUUCUAUCAACUCGCGGCGCGAUCUGGUACUUUGGUUCUGGCGCGCACACAACCAGGUUAACAAAAGAGUUGGAGACGCAGAAGCAGAGUCCAAGACUGGCGAUCCCAAGUUCCCAAAGCAGCAGUGGCCUCCGAAAGAACUCUGUACAGCAUGCAAGAAAGACGGGGAAAAGCUCGACGCAGCGUUGCGAAAGUCAUCCAAAGCCGAAGUGGCGGUACCGGACGAGAGCUCCAGCACCAGCCGUGUAGCAGUACCAAUCGGAGCAGCUUUCGGGAUCGGGAUGGCGAGCUGUGGCUUUGGAAUCGUGGCUUGCUUUUGGAGAAUGCAGCAAAAGAGAAAAAAGCUUUUGCGGAGGCGAGUGUGAUGUUGUGGAUCUCGAAUUUAGAGGUAUAUAUUACCCAUUCUUUCUUUUUUGAGGCAAGGGAAAGCAGUGGUGACUAAUUCUUAUCAUGUAUUCUACUUAUAUACUUGAAUGGAAAUUUUACCGAGCUCGGACGACAAGGUCCAAGCGGAAGCAGCAA
This is a messenger RNA of Selaginella moellendorffii, 1610 nucleotides long. Its product is annotated as sulfhydryl oxidase 2. Gene Ontology annotation, cellular component: Golgi membrane. The record is from RefSeq and is a predicted model, not a curated record. Gene Ontology annotation, molecular function: protein disulfide isomerase activity; flavin-dependent sulfhydryl oxidase activity. The coding region runs from base 41 to 1453 and encodes 470 amino acids. Gene Ontology annotation, biological process: protein folding. The transcript has 14 exons. Lineage: Eukaryota; Viridiplantae; Streptophyta; Lycopodiopsida; Selaginellales; Selaginellaceae.